Molecule: messenger RNA, 3960 nt
Organism: Lepisosteus oculatus (spotted gar)
Lineage: Eukaryota; Metazoa; Chordata; Actinopteri; Semionotiformes; Lepisosteidae
Product: serine/threonine-protein phosphatase 4 regulatory subunit 3-B
Biological process (GO): DNA damage response; protein dephosphorylation
Cellular component (GO): protein phosphatase 4 complex; nucleoplasm
Molecular function (GO): protein phosphatase activator activity
Source: RefSeq, a predicted model, not a curated record
ACCCCGGGGCGGCUCCGCUUUGAUUGACGUAGGGAAAGAAAAAGACACAAGAUCAGGUUACAAGAUGGCGGACGGCAGUUCGAGCUAGAGAGAAACGGUGGAGAAACGUAUUGUUUUUAUCGUGGGGGUAAGAGCGGGAGAAAUCAUGUCGGACACCCGGCGCCGUGUGAAGGUGUACACGCUGAAUGAAGACCGACAGUGGGACGACAGAGGCACCGGGCACGUCUCCGCCACCUAUGUGGACAGGCUGAAGGGGGUCUCCCUGCUGGUCCGGGCGGAAUCCGACGGGUCGCUUCUGCUGGAGUCUAAAAUCAGUCCGAACACGGCAUAUCAGAAGCAGCAAGAUACCUUGAUCGUGUGGUCGGAGGCGGAGAAUUAUGACUUGGCUCUGAGCUUCCAGGAGAAGGCAGGCUGUGAUGAAAUAUGGGAGAAGAUUUGCCAGGUUCAAGGAAAAGACCCUACGGUUGAGAUCACACAGGACCCCAUCGAUGAGUCCGAGGAGGAGCAUGUCGAGGAGAUGCCCGAGACCAGCCACCUGGUCGACCUCCCGCCUUGCGAGCUGAACAAGCUGGAAGAGAUCGCCGACCUCGUGACCUCGGUUUUGUCCUCUCCCAUCCGCAGGGAGAAGCUGGCCCUGGCCCUAAUGAACGAGGGCUACAUUAAGAAACUGCUGCAGCUGUUCCAGGUCUGUGAACAGAUGGGGAACACUGAGGGCCUGCACCACCUGUAUGAAAUCAUCAGAGGUGUGUUGUUCCUCAACAAGGCGGCUCUGUUUGAGGUCAUGUUUUCAGACGACUGCAUCAUGGAUGUGGUGGGGUGCCUGGAAUAUGACCCCUCGCUAGUGCAGCCAAAAAAGCACAGGGAAUUCUUGACCAAGACUGCCAAGUUCAAGGAGGUCAUACCCAUCACAGACUCGGAACUGCGACAGAAGAUCCAUCAGACCUACAGAGUCCAGUACAUCCAAGACAUCAUCUUGCCAACUCCUUCUGUUUUUGAAGAGAACUUUCUCUCCACGCUGACAUCCUUCAUUUUCUUCAACAAGGUGGAGAUUGUGAGCAUGUUACAGGAAGAUGAGAAGUUCUUGUCUGAAGUCUUUGCACAGUUAACCGAUGAAGCAACUGAGGAUGUAAAGAGACGUGAACUAGUUAACUUUUUCAAAGAGUUCUGUGCAUUUUCACAAACAUUACAACCACAGAACAGAGACGCAUUUUUCAAGACUCUGGCAAACUUGGGAAUUCUUCCUGCACUUGAAAUAGUGAUGGGCAUGGAUGACUUGCAAGUAAGGGCAGCAGCAACAGACAUCUUCUCUUAUUUGGUGGAGUUCAGUCCGUCCAUGGUUCGAGAGUUUGUCAUGCAGGAGCCACAGCAGAAUGAAGAUGACAUUCUUCUGAUAAACGUGGUGAUCAAACAAAUGAUCUGUGACACGGACCCAGAGCUGGGGGGAGCUGUCCAGUUGAUGGGCCUUCUUCGCACCCUGAUCGACCCUGAAAACAUGCUGGCACCCACAAAUAAAACUGAGAAGACAGAAUUCCUCAGUUUUUUCUACAAGUACUGCAUGCAUGUUCUCACUGCUCCUCUUCUGGCUAAUACAGCUGAGGAGAAGAAUGUCAAAGAUGCUGUAGUUGGAUCCCCCAAGAUUAGUGCAGUUUGUCCUGAUAAUUUCCAGACAGCCCAAUUGUUGGCUUUGAUUUUGGAGCUGCUCACGUUCUGUGUGGAACAUCACACCUAUCACAUAAAGAACUACAUCAUGAACAAAGACCUGCUGAGGCGGGUUCUGGUGCUGAUGAACUCUAAACACACCUUCUUAGCUUUGUGUGCGCUGCGCUUCAUGAGAAGAAUCAUAGGCCUAAAGGAUGAGUUUUAUAACCGUUACAUCAUUAAAGGGAACUUAUUCGAGCCAGUAAUAAAUGCCUUGUUGGACAAUGGAACGAGAUAUAAUCUUUUAAAUUCUGCCAUUAUUGAGCUCUUUGAGUUCAUUAAAGUAGAGGAUAUUAAAUCUCUCAUAGCACACAUAGUAGAUAACUUCUACAAAGCACUUGAAUCUAUUGAGUAUGUUCAGACCUUCAAAGGGCUCAAGACGAGAUAUGAGCAGGAGAAGGACCGCCAGAGUCAGAGACUCAACAGAUACCGCCGGGAUGCCAGGUCUCUGGAGGACGAUGAAGAAACGUGGUUUAAUGAAGAUGAUGAUGAGGAGGGCGAAGCUGUGGUCCUUCCUGUUGAGAAGAGCAAACCAGAGGACGACUUUUCUGACAACUACGGAAAGUUCAUAGAAGCGAAAAAAGUGAAAGAGAGUGAAGACAAGGAGAACCUGCCGAAGAGGACUUCGAGCGGCAGCUUCAAGUUCACCUUCACUCACUCCGCGGGAGCAGGGAACGGGGCGAACGGUGCCAGCAGCAAGUCCUCGGGCUCCCCCACAUCUCCCGGCAGUCCCACCAGCUCCUCGGCCAAGCUCGCAGCUGCGCCGGCUGCAGCUGUGACCAAGCAGGCGGGUUUGGUUGGUCUUGUGGAUUAUCCAGACGACGAAGAGGAGGAGGAGGAAGACGAGGAGGAGGAGUCUCCUAGGAAACGGCCUCGCCUAGGAUCGUAAAAGGCUCAGGUGCAGGAAGUCUUGCCUGGUCUGACUACAUUGGUGCCACUGUUCCGCAGCCCACCGGACUGAGAGAAACCUCUCCUCCCUGCAUCCCACUUCAACACAACCACCAGGAUAGACCAGGACCCAGGGUGUAGCCACCAGUGUGCCAGUGCUCCCCACUCGACUGGCACGGCAUCAGGCCAGGAGCACGGCACAUCCCACUACCUGGAUACUUUUCAAAACGAGUGAGGGAUGCAGGGCUGGUAGCAGGCCAGUCAGGCUGGCAGGACUAGCAGGUUAGUAAUGGAAGCCUGACUGAAACUCUAGAGCUUUGGGUCCUAACAUUUGGAGAGGACCUGAUAGAGAAAAAAAACUAGUUCCAAGGAGCAGGACUCAGACAUUCAAACCUGGUCUAAUUUGUGGGCCUAAUGCUGGAACCAUGUCAGUAACAAAUCCUGUAUUCAUAAUUUUAUUAAAAGUACUGUACAGUGUGCAUUUUUUUUACCAGUUUAUCCCAUGAAGCUAUUUCAAAGGGGGGAGCUAUACCUGCUAGUGUAACUUCAGAACACUUCAGGUGGGACCACUGUUUAGUUUUCUUUUAACCAGAAACAUGAUUCAAUGUGGAGAGCACAGUUGCAAUAGUGAUUUUAAAAAAAACCUAUUAAAAAUACAGCAAAAGGGGGCAGUUGCUGUCAAGAUAACAGGAUGUUUAAAGUUUUUAAAUCUGUUUUGGCUGUUUGAUUUACUUCAUGUCAAGGUUACCCUCAUUAACUUUAUUACAAAUAGUAUAUUUUUUAGGGAAACACUAUUUUGAUUAAAAAAAUCUUCAAAAUCUGAGAAACCAACUUAUUCAAGGAUUCAGAUGGUGGUGAGAUUUAAGAAUUUCUGGAAACUUGCAGAAUUAAAAAAAAAACAUGCUUAAGUUAACUGCAGUUCAUUUGUAAAUCAAUGUUCUACUUUUUUACCUAAUGCAGCUAAUCUUUUUCUAUUUGCAGAGGAAACAAAUCUUUAGGCAGACGUGUUGGUGCAGGUUUUCCUGUAGCAUGGUUUUUACAGUCAAACUGUUCCGAGUUUAGCACUGGUUGUUAAACUAGUUGCAGCCAUCUGACACUGGUAUUCCUCUUGCAGCAACUUUGUUUUGAAAUUGCUAAAGCAGAUGUAAGCAUUUCAAAAUAAAUCGGUAUGCCCAUUUGGGGAGUCUAAUAGAUAAAAAAAAAAUGUAACUUUCAAAGGUGGGAUCUCUGUAGAUUUAAUAUUUUUUCCAGAAGGUUUUGUAUGAGUGAAUAAACUGCCACUCUCUCCGUUCUACACCAUUUGUAUAUGUUUGAUACAUUAAAAAAAGGUUCUGAUGUAAAAUUCAGAGAUUAAAUAUGAUCCUGGCAUUAAAA